UUUAUGUUUCUCAAUACAAUGACUGAGCUCUUCGACAGUGUUCUAAAAAAUUCUGAUAUGUGCAACGACAAAAUAAAUGAAUAUACUUUUCAAGAUAUUUGUAAAAUAAAAGACUUUUUAGCCAGGGAAGUAGAUCUAGUUCCAAAAAUCGGAAUAAUCUGCGGAACAGGUUUAGGUUCAUUGGCCGAGACGAUUACUAAGGCAGUUAUAAUCGAUUACAAGGAUAUUCCAAAUUUUCCAAUGAGUACAGUUGAAGGUCACAAAGGUAAAUUAAUAUUUGGAUAUAUAAAUGAUGUACCUGUAAUCUGUAUGCAGGGACGAUUUCACUACUACGAAGGAUAUUCCCUAGCACAAUGCGUUAUGCCUAUCCGUCUGAUGAAACUUUUUGGAAUCACACAUUUAAUUGCAUCCAACGCUGCUGGAGGUUUAAACCCAAAUUUCAAGGUAGGCGAUAUAAUGCUACAAAAGGAUCACUUAAAUAUUAUGGGAUUUUCUGGAAAUAAUCCCUUAAGGGGUCCAAACGAUACCAAUUUCGGUCCGAGGUUUUUUGCCAUGACUAAUGCAUAUGAUCCUACUAUAUUAGAAGGUGUUAAGGAUAUAGUAAAACAAUUAGGUUUAGAACAGAUUGUUCAAGAAGGAGUUUACACCUGCAUGGGAGGACCAAAUUAUGAAACUACAGCAGAAUUAAGAGCUUUAAAAAUUUUAGGAGUUGACGCUGUUGGAAUGUCCACUGUUCAUGAAGUUACUGCAGCAAGGCAUUGUGGUAUAAAAUGUUUUGCUUUUAGUUUAAUAACAAAUAUCUGUAGUACAGAGUAUGGCGUUGGAACUGAAGCCAAUUGUGAAGAAGUCCUUGAGGUGGGAAAAUCGAAAGAAAAAAUUCUGAAAAUUUUAGUUACGAACAUUGUUAGUUACAUAGGGAAUCAAGACUAAUGUGUUUUGUAGUUAGUAUAUACAAGUAACAACCAAAUCAUAAAUUUUGGAGAACAAAAUUUAGUGCUAAUUGUGAUAUUUAUUUUUUAUGUUAAAAUAAAUAAAGUUUUAAGUAGA
This is a messenger RNA of Anoplophora glabripennis (Asian longhorned beetle), 1047 nucleotides long. RefSeq names its product purine nucleoside phosphorylase-like. The record is from RefSeq and is a predicted model, not a curated record. Gene Ontology annotation, cellular component: cytoplasm. Gene Ontology annotation, molecular function: purine-nucleoside phosphorylase activity. NCBI's taxonomy places the organism in Eukaryota, Metazoa, Arthropoda, Insecta, Coleoptera, Cerambycidae. The coding region runs from base 4 to 930 and encodes 308 amino acids. Gene Ontology annotation, biological process: nucleoside metabolic process. The transcript has 3 exons.